This is a messenger RNA of Oryzias melastigma (Indian medaka), 513 nucleotides long. Its product is annotated as NACHT, LRR and PYD domains-containing protein 12-like. The record is from RefSeq and is a predicted model, not a curated record. The transcript is spliced from 4 exons. NCBI's taxonomy places the organism in Eukaryota, Metazoa, Chordata, Actinopteri, Beloniformes, Adrianichthyidae. Bases 1 to 441 code for a protein of 146 amino acids. Gene Ontology annotation, molecular function: protein binding.
AUGCAGAGACACAAGAAGGAUUCAGGAGUGAAGCUGCUGUCUGCUGGACUGGAGAGUCCAGACUGUAAACUGGAGAGUCUCAGGUUGAUGAACUGCAGUUUGUCAGAAAUCAGCUGUGAAGUUCUGGUCGCAUCUUUGAAGUCCAACCCAUCCAACCUGACAGAACUGGACCUGAGUUGGAACAAGAACUUCAAGGAUUCAGGGUUUCUUCAUCUGUGUAGUUUUCUAGAGCUGCCAGACUGCAGACUGCAAACUCUGAGGUUGAUGGACUGCAGUUUGUCAAAGAACAUCUGGAAACCUCUGAUCUCAGCGCUAAAGUCCAACCCGUCCAAUCUGACAGAACUUGAUCUCAGGUGGAACAGAGACCUGCAGGAUUCAGGAUUUCCUCAUUUGUCUGGUUUUCUGGAGAGUCCAGACUACAGACUUCAGACUCUGAAGUAAGAAUCCAUGUUUGAGUUUUGUUCAUGUCAAUAUGAUGACAAAGUUGUGUUGACACUAAAGUGCAGACAUGAG